Annulohypoxylon maeteangense is the source of this 1238-nucleotide messenger RNA. RefSeq lists its product as uncharacterized. NCBI's taxonomy places the organism in Eukaryota, Fungi, Ascomycota, Sordariomycetes, Xylariales, Hypoxylaceae. The transcript has a single exon. The annotation marks the transcript as partial. The record is from RefSeq and is a predicted model, not a curated record.
CUUUAAUUUGGGGUCCGAGUGUAGAUGAUAUGCCCAUGAGUUUGUUCAAAAUCGGCUUCGAGGGGUAGGGAUACGGAAUGAAGUUUUCAGAUUCGGCCAUGAUUACUAGGGUUCCCAUGACUGUCCCAUGACUAUUCCUGGAUAGUUCGGUGCCAUUUUGGCCAUUUCGAAGCUUUAACAGUCUGCCACUCCAAGAACGACCCCCCUUUUCUCCACAUUUUCCCGUAGACGACAUGAGCUAAUGCCAGGCACGACUGAACCUCCGAAGUACGUACAGAUCAGACGGGGUCGCUCCCGGGCGAUUGGUAGUUGCUUGUCUUGUUGUUUCCUCUUUUCUCCUCUGCUACUGCUGCUUGUCAUUAUCGUUGUUGUUAUUCUUUUGCUUCUCGCUUCUUUCCUUUCGAGUUGCUCUUUCCUUGUGGAACUUGUUUGCUUGGAUUUUCUGUCCACCUUGAUUGGGUUGACGGAAUUCGAGAACUUGCCAACUUCAACCUCCGUCCGGUCGCCUUCACGAUAUAUCUCACUUUACGACCCAGUGUCGUCUGGUCUCACAACGCCGCGAUUGUUGCAAUUGCCUUUUUUUUUUUUUUUUUUUUUUUACCGCUCUUUUCUCUCUUUUUUACACUCAUUUUUUAAUAUUCUAAUUGCAGGACAUCCCAUCCUGUCUUGAUGACAAAAGGUUUUCCUGCGCGUCAUUCGUUAUUAACAAUCAUCGAUCUUGCCGUCGUCCUCCAAACGGACUCCCGAGGUCCCGAGUUCCCGUCGGGUAUUGCCAACUAGCUUGUACUAGAAAGUGCACAAACGGUUGUCUCUCGCCUGAUUGUCUUUUGAUCGCCAUUCUCUAGACAUCGCACAAGCCUUUUUUGCCUUGGUCCCUCUGCUGUCUUCUCGCGAUUCCGACCUUGUCCCGUCCGCGAAUCUGAAACGCGAACAGUAUCUAAGACUUCAGGGUCGCAUCAUCUGGUUCGCCAUCCCACCCCACUCUCACCCAAUUAGGAGAUACAUUUGUGCAACGACUACGGCUGCUUCGUCAUUGUAUUCACCAUCCCACCGGCAAAUAUCGCAUGUCCGACCGUGUGUAUGGGCCUUGGCUUUUCUUGGAAGACUUCGGAAACUGCUAUAGGAUUUCGUUCGUUUGAAUCGUAUCAAUCUUGAAGGUUGCCUCACGGUCUGUGACUAAGUCGACUCAUCAUUGAAGCACCCCCGGUCCAAAUCGGGCUGGUACAAGGAAGGGCCAG